Oncorhynchus nerka (sockeye salmon) is the source of this 6631-nucleotide messenger RNA. Its product is annotated as cdc42 effector protein 3-like. Bases 2952 to 3566 code for a protein of 204 amino acids. The transcript has 2 exons. The record is from RefSeq and is a predicted model, not a curated record. Lineage: Eukaryota; Metazoa; Chordata; Actinopteri; Salmoniformes; Salmonidae. Gene Ontology annotation, molecular function: small GTPase binding. Gene Ontology annotation, cellular component: cytoplasm; membrane. Gene Ontology annotation, biological process: positive regulation of actin filament polymerization; positive regulation of pseudopodium assembly; regulation of cell shape.
CAAUUCCAUCCGUGUUACAAGCAGUAAAUCAGUGGGGACUCCGACAGCUCCUGUUCUGCCCUCUCCCUCUGGUAGUGGGUGCAGCCAGCGGGAUUUACGCCCAUGAUUCAGACUCACACAGCAGGAAGAGUUACAUCACCAGAGGGCAAACACUCUCUGCCGUUAGGUAGGGAGAAAAAACACAAAACCCCACCUGCUCGUCUUAACCCUCUUCUACACUCACCUCACCUGGGUUACUUACAGAGGACACUUUCUCAACCAACAAACCUGACAGGGUCUCUACUGAUAAGGAUCAUAAGACUCAGUUGAACAAGCCUCAUCAUGUCAGGAGAAACAGUGUCACAGUCUACAGGUAUCAGCCCUAGCCUGGCUUCCUGAUAGAGACAGACGUGUGGGUGUGGGAUACAGAUGCCCUGUGUACACAGCAGUACAGGUAAGAGCUAACAGAUCUAUCAUACAUGUUGUUACAAACUCUAUCGAUCAACCAAAUCAAAAGUAUUCGUUUUAAGAGACUUAACCAACACCUGCUCUUGAGAACAUACUUUAUUUCCAUUUGGACAGGUGGCCAACUCAUUUUGAAAGUCGCCAUCAAACGUGUUUGGCUAAAGGCAGUUUGACGAGGAAGAUUAUUUAGUAACUGUAAAUGGCAAAGCAGUUUUUACUUCUUUAAUUUGGACUUGGAAGAUAAGUGUUUCCUUAGCGUGAUAAUGACCGCUACAAUUCUAACACGCCCUCGUCCAACUGACAUGUUUGGAAAGGAAUGCUGUUGUGUCCACACUCUCCCCAUCUCCCGCUGCUACUAAAGUGCCAGUAAAACCUUUAUGGGCCAACAAAACAUGUUUGCCGUAGUGCCUUACAAAUUUACAGAGUGAGUGUUUCAAGUCACGAACAUAGAUAUUAUAUGGGCAAAGCUGUUAGGAGCCCGUAAAAUCACAGUGACCACUGAGAUUGUCCAUUUGACAAGCCAGAGAUGAACUGCAUUCUGUGUUACUCAAUAAAAUGACUAAGUUACUGGAACCAUACUCAACUAGAUUAGAAUAAGGAGCAUUUUAUUUUGCGCUUUGGGCCUAGAGCUUACAUGAACUAUAAUGGACUUAAUCUUUUCAUAGCCACACUUUCCUCAGUGUGUUCAGUUGUCUUAGGUAAAAUGUUUUAUGCCCUUGCUUUCUAAAUGGGUGGUAGCUGUUCAAGGCUCAACAUUUACAGCUAACUGAGAUUGAAACUGUACAGAUUAACUUCUAAAAUGACCAAAAUCGACACCAGUUUGACACCAGUUACAGUAUGUGAAAGUCAUAUUCCAGUUAAAUUCUACAUACAUUACCAUCAUAACAAAUCAUGUCAGGUAUUGCCACACCUCUCUCAAAUAAGAGUUGUGGAAUGUGAUCUCUUCUGGAUCCAGGAUGUUAAACAGGAAAGGCUGACUAACUGUCUGUGACCAGUAAACCAGCUCAACAGAUCCAAAGUUAAAGACAAAUAAAACAAGAUGAAUUUGCAUACUGUGUCUGAAAGAAUCUGGGUUUUGUCUCAACAUGUAGCAAAUUCCACCCCAUUCAUAAAAUAACUCUUGAUUAAAAGUAAGAGUGAAGCCUGUAGUUGUAGUUGCCUGAUGGCUAUUCCAUGCGAGAAAUUGCCAAGAAACUGAAGAUGUCGUACAACGCUGUUUACUACUCCCUUUACAGAACAGCGCAAACUGGCACUAACCAGAAUAGAAGAGGAGUGGGAGGCCCUGGUGCACAACUGAGCAAGAGGACAAGUACAUUAGAGUGUUUAGAGUGUCGCCUCACAAGUCCUCAACUGGCAGCUUCAUUAAAAUAGUAUCCGCAAAACACCAGUCUCAAUGUCAACAGUGAAGAAUGCGACUCCAGGAUGCUGGCCUUCUAGGCAGAGUUCCUCUGUCCAGCCUCAACGUCAACAGUGAAGAAUGCGACUCCAGGAUGCUGGCCUUCUAGGCAGAGUUCCUCUGUCCAGUCUCAACGUCAACAGUGAAGAGGCGACUCCAGGAUGCUGGCCUUCUAGGCAGAGUUCCUCUGUCCAGUGUCUGUGUUUCUUUGCCCAUCUUAAUCUUUUCUUUUUAUUGGCCAGUCUGAGAUAUGGCUUUUUCUUUGCAACUCUGCCUAGAAGGCCAGCAUCCCGGAGUCGCCUCUUCACACAAAACACGUUAAAAGGUUAAUCAUUCAUAAAGGUGGUGUUAGCUGAAUUAUAUUAUCUCAUAGAACAAAAGGUAUCAGAUCUCCUAAGCCUGUGCUAACCUCAGACCUUAUUUUGGACGUUUAUCCAAAAACUCUAUGAAAAAACCCCAUUAAUUUCCACAUAGGCUUUGACCAAAGAGCCAUGGCUAACUCAUUUCCGUUUUUUAGAACUACAAGCUGGCGAGUUCUAUACAGGAUGUUGGGUCUGCUCUAAAAUGUGCAUAUUUGGUGCACAGAUACUGAAAGUCAGAAUCAGGCUAAGACAUCCAUUUAGUGCAUUCAGCAGACCACACCUGCAUUUAUGGGAAUAAACUGGAUUUGAAAAGUAAAACAUUUAAAAUCAAACACUUCAAAGCACAUGUUGGACUAUUUCCCAGGAGCCAAAUGUUGAAGAAUUGUAUUAAUACAAAACCAAGCAGAGCAGGUGCGUUCUCUAAAUAAUAGCUGCUGCCUUUUCACAUCAAACUUGACAUAAUCCAAAGGUUACAUCUGUUGUUGGAAAGCAGAGGGAAACAAAUAGUGCACAUCCUGUAUGCUGCAGAAUGAUGAAAGUAAACCUGGACAUUUAUAUCAGAGAUGUAUGAUAUGUUCUUGAUGGGAAACCACUUGAUCUGACAUGAACCUAACCUCAAAGUGAAAUAAUUUAAAUCAAUUAUUUUGUUUCUUAUCUUUUCCAAAACAGAGCUUUUUUUCUAAGAUGGUAGACUACAUUUAGGCUUAAUCUCAGAAGUGAACCAAAGGACAUCAACAGGACCAGGUAAGAUGCCACUGAAGAUGUCUCUGUGCCGUAAGCCAGCCUCGGCCCGCUGGUCUAGGACCCAGAAGCGCAGGGAGGUGCUCUCUGUCAACAUGAUCAGCCUCCCAUUGGCCGACUUCUGCCACGUUGCCCACAUCGGGAACAAUGCCAGCAGGGACAGCUUCGGGGACCUGUCCUUUCUGAAGGGGGGCCACAGCCUGAUACUGCACAGCUCUCAGAGCGAACAUAACCUCUUCCUGGCCUGCUACCCUCCACCCAAACCCCCACGACUUAACCUGGGUGAGGCUGAGGCCCUAAAGAUCCCAGAGUGGACCAGGGCCCACUUGAGCCACAGCGCCUCAGAGAGGAGGAAGGAGUACCGAUCCUUGCCCAUGCUGGACAGUGAGGAGGGCGAGGGGGUGAUCGAGGCCAGUGUUAGCCCCAGCCACGGGGUCAUGGUCAGUAGCCACAGUCCUGGCCGGGGCAGUCUGAGCUCUGGCAGGGAUGGAGAUUCAACUCAGACCUGCCAUGAGAACACACUGCAGCUGGAUGAGGUGGACAACAGCUUCUCCUUCAGCCUGGACCUGGGCCCCUCCAUCCUGGACGAUGUGCUGCAGGUCAUGGACAGGCUCCACUAUUAGAGGAACAGCCAGACAAACAUGGGUCCUCAGCAAGAGACUUCACUGACAUAAUUAUAUGUGACUGGCAUUAGAACACUCUAAACUGUCCUAGGAUAUGAACAGCUGACAUUUAAAAAAACUCUUGACUUAAAGAAACAAUGUCAGAACAUUUGAAACACCAUGGGGAUAUAAUCUCAAUCUUUGGAUUAGCUGACUGUGGCUGAAUUAUAUAAAAUGCAAUGGACUCAAAGAGUAAUGGAUGAGAUGUGGACAGAACUGUAACUACAAAGAGAUCCUCCUCCAUUUCAUGUGAGGUAAUCUAACCCAGUGGUUCCCAACCUGAGGUACGUAGUGCUUUCGGAAAGUAUUCAGACCCCUUGACUUUUUCCACAUUUUGUUACGUUACAGCCUUAUUCUAACAUGGAUUAAAUCAUUCCCCCCUUCAAUCUACACACAAUACCCUAUAAUGAGAAAGCAAAAACAGGUUUUUAGAAAAUUCUGCAAAUGUAAAAAUAAACCAAUAUCAAAUUUACAUAAGUAUUCAGACCCUUUACUUAGUACUUUGUUGAAGCGCCUUUGGCAGUGAUUACAGCUGAGUCUUCUUGGGUAUGACGCUACAAGCUUGGCACACCUAUAUUUGGGGAGUGUCUCCCAUUCUUCUCUGCAGAUCCUCUCAAGCUCUGUCAGGAUGAAUGGGAAGCGUCGUUGCACAGCUAUUUCUGGUCUCUCCAGAGAUGUUCGAUCAGAGACUUGUCCAUAAGCCACUCCUGCGUUGUCUUGACUGUGUGCUUAGGGUCAUUGUCCUGUUGGAAGGUGAACCUUAGCCCCAAUCAGAGGUCCUGAGCACUCUGGAGCAGGUUUUCAUCAAGGAUCGCGCUGUUCAUAUUUCCCUUGAUCCUGAGUAGUCUCCCAGUCCCUGCCGCUGAAAAACAUCCCCACAGCAUGAUGCUGCCAUGACCACGCUUCACUGUAGGGAUGGUGCCAGGUUUCCUCCAGAUGUGACGCUUGGCAUUCAGGCCAAAGAGUUCAAUCUUGGUUUCAUCAGACCAGAGAAUCUUGUUUCUCAUGGUCUGAGAGUCUUUAGGUCCCUUUUGGCAAAUUCCAAGCGUGGUGUCAUGUGCCUUUUACUGUGGCCAGCUCUGUCUUGGUGGUUCCAAACAUCUUCCAUUUAAGAAUGAUGGAGGCCACUGUGUUCUUGGGGACCUUCAAAGCUGCAGAAUUUUUGUUGUAGCCUUCCCCAGAUCUGUACCUCGACACAAUCCUGUCUCGGAGCUCUACGGAUAAUUCCUUCAACCUCAUGGCUUGGUUUUUGAUCUGACAUGCACUGUCAACUGUGGGACCUUAUAUAGACAGGUGUGUGCCUCUCCAAACCACGUCGAAUCAAUUGAAUUAUAGCACAGGUGGACUCCAAUCAAGUUGUAGAAUCAUCAUGGAUGAUCAAUGGAAACAGGAUGCACCGGAGCUCAAUUUCAAGUCUCAUAGCAAAGGGCCUGAAUACUUGUGAAUAAGAUGUGUUUUUCAUUUUUUUAAUAAAUUUGCCCCCCCCCAAAAAAAAAAUCUAUAAAACUGUUUUCGCUUUGUCAUUGUGGGGUAUUGGGAGUAGAUUGAUGAGAACAUUUUUUUUUAUUUGAUCCAUUUUAGAAUAAGGGAGUAACGUAACAAAAUGUGGAAAAAGUCAAGGGGUCUGAAUACUUUCAGAAUGCACGGUAUACCCUUCGGGCUAUCCACAGGGGGUACGUGGGGAAGACUCAAUGGACCAUUGGCCUACUGGUAAAAUGCACGAGGGGGUACUUUGUGGGUUUUCCGGUCAGAUCAAAAUGUGAUUUGGGGUACAGUAACCAAAAAAGGUUAGGAAACACUGAUCUAAACCAUGGACAAUAAGAGCCAGUACAUGGACUUCUGUUUCAACUUAUCCCUUCUCUCAUUUACAGUAGAUUAUCAUUUCAGAAUGUCAUGUUUGAGUUAUACGCUAAUUUGUUGAAUUUUUUUUGAUCAUAUCCAUCUGUUGUUUCUAUUAUACAGCAAUAGAAUCAGUAUGAGUGUAUAUUAUCUAAUGUGAUGUUAAAGAGUUAACGUUGGAAUUCUUCCCUCUGAAGGGUUAAACUGCAUACGCUUUAAAGGGCAAAGUUCAUGUUCUUUUAGCAUUACCCAUUGCAGCAUUAGAUAAAAUGUUACAUAGUCUAGUUAAUAAUUUAGCACCUUUUUUAUCUCAAGCUGUUCAAAGUAAAGUGGGCAUUUUCAGUUGGCUGCUUUUUCACCUUAGUUUAAACCCAGUUCCUUCCUACAGAGCUCGAGAGGAUUGUUCAAUUUAAGAAUGUUAUGUUAAAGAAAAGAAAAAAGAAUGAGGGCUUAGUUUUCCAAGGUCCUGAAGCUGUGACGACUUGGCUUCCUUGCCAUUCCGUUGUGUGGGGAGGGCAAUCUCUCUUCCGCACGCAUCUCAGAGGCCCCACUUGAAGGUGCACGAAGGCAGCCCCGUCUCUCUUUCCAACAACACAAUGAAAACAAACACUUAGCUCUGCUUCCAAUAAAGCCAGUGGUUGGAGGGCUGCAACUCAGGCCACAGGUCUGUGCCCCAAAACCCCAGCGCCGUUUUCUUAAAUGUUAAUCGGAGUCCCUCGCUCUGGUGAGUGGCGUGAGAGGGGAAGGUGGCGAGGGGUAAUGUGAUCCUUCCACGUGCUGCUGGAGCCAAGAAGGCUGGGGACCACAGCCAUCCAUUACCAGCAAGGCUCCUGAUGAGGGUUUAAACACUACCUGCUGAACAAACGGGGCCUGAUGCGCCGCCCACCACCCCCAGUCCUGGGCCCACUUACCCACCUGCAAGGGGAGCUGGGAGAAAGCCACAGCCAGCACCACAGCAGGGGGCGGUCAGGAAAGGAAAGCAGUGGGGCAAAGCUGAAAGCCGUUACAUUCCAGGGAUCCUUGAGGCGUUACAGAGAACUUCACUAGCCAUGAGUGUCCUGCUGCUAACAAACAGUUAAACAGCGUUAGCAAUAGCAUGUUAAUCUAAUGGAGUCACUGAUGUUUGUGGGUACAUCUGUACUGCAUAUGUUUUGUGCAUCUUUCAGUAAAACAAAUUAUGGCUUUCA